Messenger RNA from Coregonus clupeaformis (lake whitefish), 3785 nucleotides. Its product is annotated as muscleblind-like protein 2a. The record is from RefSeq and is a predicted model, not a curated record. Lineage: Eukaryota; Metazoa; Chordata; Actinopteri; Salmoniformes; Salmonidae. Gene Ontology annotation, molecular function: metal ion binding.
UGCUUGUUGCUUGUUGUGUCAGAUCCGUGCUAGCUACAAAGUAACGAAGAGAAAUCAAACACCCAGUUAUUUUCCUCUGAAAGUGGCUAUAGCUCAUCUAUAGCUAGGUAAUACGACAAUAAUUAAGUCGACCGUUGAAGGUUGAACAGCACCUUGUCCUCUCCACUUUACAUUUUGUUUUUCUCUGUUCCAUGGUGCUUUCUACCCUGGCUGCGUGACUGGUAGCUUGCGCAGGGGAGCGAGUCGUCCUGAUGAUGAGAUCACCAACAGAAAGUGCCUUUCAGACAACAUCUCCAAGUUGAAGCUGCUCUGUGGUCCAUAUGUGCUUGGAAAGCCAACGCUCCCUUUAAGGCCAGGUCUGAGCUGUGACAGGGGAUACCUCAGCUGCAAAUCUUCAGUAGCCUCCAAUUCAUUUCUGAACGACUCCAGUGGCUAAGGAAUCCAAGACGAAAGCAUUAUUGUGGAGAGGACAACUGCCAAAACACAAAGAGCUGAAAAAUUAGCAGUUGGCAAAGUCAAUACCAAGCACGUCUUCAUUAAUAUUCUAUCAAGGAGCUCCAUUGCCUCGAAAUACUAUUAUUGAGAGUGUUCUUGUCAGUGGAGGAGGAGAGACACUUGGGGGUGUCACAGAGCAAGCCACUCAACCUUUUCAGAGGUCUGCCAAAGGUGCAAACUGAUUGAUGAGUGAUUGAUCGUUGAUCGAUUAGCUUUCCUCCCAGCUUAUGCUGUGAGGGCCUGUCUAGUUGCUACAUAUGAUUUGAGAACUUUUCAAACACAAAUCAAACAGAGCCAAAAGUUGUGAACUUCUUUACGUGAGGCCAUUUUUGAGUUAGAGUCAACUGAUAUAUUGAACUUGCAGCGUUCAAUUGGAACCUCUUGACAUGGCUCUGAAUAUAUCUUCGAUAAGAGACACAAAAUGGCUGACAUUGGAAGUUUGUCGUCAGUCAAGAGGAACUUGCUCACGGAGUGAUGAGGAAUGCAAAUUUGCACACCCACCAAAGAGCUGCCAGGUUGAAAAUGGAAGAGUUAUUGCCUGCUUUGACUCGCUAAAGGGUCGAUGUUCAAGAGAAAACUGUAAGUACCUUCAUCCACCUUCGCAUUUAAAAACCCAGCUAGAGAUUAACGGACGCAACAACCUCAUCCAGCAGAAGACGGCAGCAGCCAUGCUGGCCCAGCAGAUGCACUUCAUGAUCCCAGGCACAAGCAUGCAGCCUGUACCUACGUUCAAUGUAAACCAGGGGCUUGGUACGAACCCUGGUCUCAGCUACUCUCCAUAUCUUACACCCAUGACCUCCAUGAACCAUGGGAUGAGCCUGAUGCCCACAGAGAUGCUCCCCAGUACCCAAGUCAUGGUCCCUGGAAGCCCCCCUGUCACAGUCCAGAGCUCCAACUCGUCCUCCUCUUCCCCCUCACAGAAGCUGCUGCGCACCGACAAACUGGAGGUGUGUCGUGAGUUUCAGCGGGGGAACUGUGCGCGAGGCGAGACGGACUGCCGCUUCGCCCACCCCAGCGACAACCCCAUGAUCGACACCAGCGACAACACGGUCACCGUCUGCAUGGACUACAUCAAGUCGCGCUGCUCCAGGGAGAAGUGCAAGUACUUCCACCCCCCUGCUCACUUACAGGCCAAAAUCAAAGCCUCUCAACACCAGGUCAACCAAUCGACUGUGGCAGCUCAGGCAGCAGCUGCAGCCAUGACUCAGUCGACUGCCAAAGCAAUGAAGCGACCCCUCGAGGCAACUGUAGACCUGGUGUUCCCUCAUGGCUGCCUGCAGCCCCUACCAAAGAGACAAGCACUGGAGAAGAGCAACGGGGCCAGCUCCUUCUUCAACCCCAGUAUGUUGCACUACCAGCAGGCUCUGGCCAACGCACAGCUCCAGCAGACGUCUGCGUUCUAUCCCACAGGCAGAUAUAUCAGUGCUUCCAGAUUACAUCAUCCAGGGUCAGUGUUUUGCAUGUCUCCUGCUACCGGCAUUGAUAAUCCUCAAGUAACCAACAAGGAAGGAACAGAGUGUCAAGACGCUCCUCUUAGAGGCCCUAAACAGCCCUUCUGUAAAUACUACUUUUGCUCCACACGAGAACUACAGCAACCUGCAUGCUGAGAAGAAGAUUACUGAGGAAAUGUAUAACAUUGAGCUAUGUUAAAAUAUACAAAUUAUAUACCUGUAUUGCUAGGACUAAUAUCAUUACUGAUAUGUAAAUGACUGAUUUAUUAUAUGUAUACACACAUGAUUGGGGAUUGUGAAGAUUUAAUCGUAGAGGUAUUCAACGAUUACUUUUAUUUCCUUUUUAGCGUUUUGUUAAAAGUGCACAACACUCAUCCAAUUCAAACCUAACUUUUUAGCAGAUAAUGAUUGUGCAUCUAAGUGCUUGAUUGCUUUUAUUUAAAACACAGACCAUUGGAAAGCGCUCUUCUUUAUACACCAUAUACAAAUUGCAUUUGGCUUGUGAGUCAGGCUAGAAAGAGUGUCCUUCUUACUCUUGUAAAGGAUGAAUGUGACAGAGGAUAGCCUGUUGUUGUUUACCUUGUGGUUAUUCUCUGAGUACAGGAUCACUGCUCCCCCUCCUGGUGUGCCUUGGCCUCUACGGAGGAACAACCAAUUGAGUGAGCCUCAGCAAACCCAAUGAUAAUAGCAGAAAAUGAAUUUCUCUACCUUAUGGCAAUGAUAUAAUCAGUCACUAAUUCCAGAAAUGAUCAAGGAAUCUAGCUACCACUGUUUCUACGUUUCUGUCUGCGCUGCACUGUUUGCGUUAUGUCUCUUUGGUUAGGGUUUUAGUUGGGCCUUGUUUUGGCAUCCAUCAAAUCAACACCAUAUACCAGAUGCUGUGCCAAUGACCUAGCAGAGUGAUGGGUGGGCUGAAAAUAAGCCACUUUAGAGGAACUGAAAGGCUGAGUGAGUGUCUGCUGAGCUGUCACGGACAUGUGAGGGGUUAGGUGGUCAUACUCUUGGUCAUAGUGCAGAGGCCACAGACAUUAAAGAGGGAGCAGUAUGAUAAGACUUCAAAGGAAAGACGUGGUGAUCCUUGUAAAAAGGCUGACUUACACAUGCAAGGAAACCUUGCAGUGACCCGAGGUCACUUAUUAAUCCUGUCUUAUUUUAACUGUAGAAGUGCCUAAAGUAAUGUACAUAACAAGCAUCUUGAAAAGGCUCUGUGUGAAAAAUAUUCAACUUUGAAUAGAAAACCCUCAGUUUCUCAACAUACUCCACGGUCUCACAAUAAUCACAAUGAACAACCGUUUGUGUGAGGCGAAUUCAGUGCAUUGGUAGUCUUUGUACACUGGGUUAGUUUUAGUGCUUUAACUUUUCAUUUACUUUCAAGUUUCAAUUUCUGGCAGAUCUGAACAUGGCUGCUUUGGCAUGAAGUUCAGUGAUUGUUCAUUAUGUAAAAUGGUUUAGCUUAAUUCUUCAUGAGUUGAAAGUAGUUUGCAACUAAAAAGUGAUUGGAGAUGAGUUUGGAGAAGCGGAUAUGUGUUGUGCUUGUAUGUUGGUAACUCCUUUGUCUCUUUAUACAACUGUCUUUAUCAUAUUCUCAUGUUUAGUGCAUUGUUAUUAUAGUCUGUCUAACGUCUUUCGAGUAGAAUGUAUCACAGUAAAUGUUUUAGUGGUAGGACGUGGUCACAUAACUAAUCACAUUGUGCAAUGAAACUCAUAUAACCCUACAUAUGUUAAGCUUCAUUGUAUUUACAAACUGGUCUGUAAAACAAGCACUUACAAACACAGACAGAUUUACCCACCAAUGCACCUGUGCAAAGUCUACACCAGUUAUUUACAGUAGGAUAUAAA